CGGGAUGCUAGGGUUUUUGUCGGCACGACAAGCGGGUUUGGACGACCCUCUUCGCCUUCAGAGAGCGGAGUCCACACGGAGGGUUUUGGGACUGGAGUUAAACAAAGACAGAGAUGUUGAAAGGAUCCAUGGCAGUGGAGUUAACACCCUUGACAUUGACCCUGUUGAAGGGAGAUACAUGUUAACAGGUGGUUCAGAUGGUGUGAUUGUGCUUUAUGAUCUUGAGAACUCCAGCAGACAACCUUAUUACACAUGUAAAGCAGUGUGUUCCGUUGGCAGAAGCCAUCCUGAUGUUCACAAAUACAGUGUGGAGACUGUACAGUGGUAUCCUCAUGACACUGGCAUGUUCACAUCAAGCUCAUUUGAUAAAACUCUGAAAGUAUGGGAUACAAAUACUUUACAAACUGCAGAUGUAUUUAAUUUUGAAGAAACAGUUUAUAGUCAUCAUAUGUCUCCAGUUGCCACCAAGCACUGUUUGGUAGCAGUUGGUACUAGAGGGCCCAAAGUACAACUUUGUGACUUAAAGUCUGGAUCCUGUUCCCACAUUCUGCAGGGUCACAGUCAAGAAAUAUUGGCAGUUUCCUGGUCACUGCGUUAUGAGUAUAUCUUGGCAACUGCAAGUGCUGACAGUAAAGCAAAAUUAUGGGAUGUGAGGAGAGCAUCAGGAUGUUUGAUUACUCUUGAUCAGCAUAAUGGGAAAAAGUCACAAGCAGUUGAAUCAGCAAACACUGCUCAUAAUGGGAAAGUUAAUGGCUUAUGUUUUACAAGUGAUGGGCUUCACCUCCUCACUGUUGGUACAGAUAAUCGAAUGAGGCUCUGGAAUAGUUCCAAUGGAGAAAACACACUAGUGAACUAGGAAAAGUAUGUAAUGACAGUAGAAAAGGAUUGAAAUUCACUGUCUCCUGUGGCUGCAGUUCAGAAUUUGUUUUUGUACCAUAUGGU
Eubalaena glacialis (North Atlantic right whale) is the source of this 942-nucleotide messenger RNA. RefSeq names its product DNA excision repair protein ERCC-8-like. Gene Ontology annotation, molecular function: protein binding. The record is from RefSeq and is a predicted model, not a curated record. Bases 5 to 856 code for a protein of 283 amino acids. Gene Ontology annotation, cellular component: nucleotide-excision repair complex; Cul4A-RING E3 ubiquitin ligase complex. Gene Ontology annotation, biological process: protein polyubiquitination; transcription-coupled nucleotide-excision repair; proteasome-mediated ubiquitin-dependent protein catabolic process. The transcript has a single exon. NCBI's taxonomy places the organism in Eukaryota, Metazoa, Chordata, Mammalia, Artiodactyla, Balaenidae.